This is a messenger RNA of Centruroides sculpturatus (bark scorpion), 1193 nucleotides long. Its product is annotated as E3 ubiquitin-protein ligase AMFR-like. Gene Ontology annotation, biological process: ubiquitin-dependent protein catabolic process; endoplasmic reticulum unfolded protein response; protein K48-linked ubiquitination. The transcript is spliced from 9 exons. Gene Ontology annotation, cellular component: ubiquitin ligase complex; cytosol; endoplasmic reticulum. Gene Ontology annotation, molecular function: ubiquitin binding; ubiquitin protein ligase activity. Bases 279 to 1178 code for a protein of 299 amino acids. The record is from RefSeq and is a predicted model, not a curated record. NCBI's taxonomy places the organism in Eukaryota, Metazoa, Arthropoda, Arachnida, Scorpiones, Buthidae.
AGAAUUUCACACGGUUACUGGUUAAUUGUAGAUUGUUGUUUAUUUGAAGUAUAUACAACCUGGUGUCGUGAGAAAGUAGAUUAAUAUUUAAAUCAUUCUUUCUUUUCUAGUGUGCAUUGGUCACACUGAGAACACUAUAUGUAAUUAUUAUUUAUGCCAUUCAUUUAUGGGACAUUAAUCAUGAAGGUGUUUGGGAAAGAAGAGCUACUUACGUUUAUUACACUGAAUUAAUUUUUGAAUUGACUGCUUUAGUAAUUGAUUUUUUCCAUCAUCUUCAUAUGUUGUUGUGGGGAAAUAUAUUCUUAUCAAUGGCAAGUUUAGUUAUAUGUAUGCAGUUGAGAUAUCUUCUCUACGAGAUUAAACGGCGUAUUAAACGUCAUAAAAAUUACUUGAGAGUCGUGAAACACAUGGAAGCAAAAUUUCCGAUGGCAACUCCCGAAGAAAUAGAAGAAAAUAGUGACGAUUGCGCAAUUUGUUGGGAUCGCAUGGAAUUUGCCAGAAAAUUGCCCUGUGGCCAUCUUUUUCACAAUUCCUGUCUACGAUCAUGGUUAGAACAAGAUACUUCCUGUCCAACGUGUAGAAUGGUUCUUAGUGGUGAUUCUGAUUCAAACAAUAGUAACGAAAGAGAACAUCACAACAAUUUGUUACAUACUUUUGCCGGUCAAGAAGAUAAUACAAAUCGCCCUGGCAAUCAAACCACUAACCAUUUCUUCCAUUUUGAUGGUUCUCGUUAUGUUAGCUGGUUUCCCAGUUUUUCGGUCGAAGUGACUCACACUAGCCUUUUGGGUGAGAGACAAGCGACUGCUAUACAAACAUCGCAACUUGAUAGCAUGGCUCGUGAAGUACAAAUGAUGUUUCCAAAUAUGCCAUUUGGCUUGAUAAUGGAUGAUUUAAGAGUAACCCAUUCAGUGGAGCAAACAGUUGAGAAUAUUCUUGACGAGAGACUCGUUCCUCCGCCGUCUUCUUUAUUUCAAGGAGUUAGAAGCAUUUCUCAAACUUCGACUAAUCAGGAAAAUGGAAAUGCUCAAGCUAUUGCAAGUACUUCGAGAGAAUAUUUGGAAGCAGCGGAUACAGCUGAAAACUUGUCUCUAGUUCCUUAUGGAGAAAAUUCAUUUGAAUCUGUUUGCGAGAAUGAGAGGUAUAGGUUUGACAUUGUUAAAAUCAGUGCUGUUAUGUAAAGCUUUUAAUUAUGU